AUGGGCGCGACCCCGUUGGACGAAGGCAGUGAAGAUGUUGUGGCGGUCUAUGGAGUUCUGUUCUUGGACUGGAAUACCACAGGCAAUCCAGAGAACCCUCCAUUCCAUACGAUUCGAACUUGGUUCUUUGGGUUGACGGGGAAUAUUUGGGGUAGAGGUCAGGUUCGGCAACGCGACGAACCGGAUGAAGCAUCUCCUGUUUCUAGGUCUGACAGCUGA
Molecule: messenger RNA, 219 nt
Organism: Lachnellula hyalina
Lineage: Eukaryota; Fungi; Ascomycota; Leotiomycetes; Helotiales; Lachnaceae
Exons: 3
Coding region: 1-219 (72 amino acids)
Source: RefSeq, a predicted model, not a curated record